Messenger RNA from Camellia sinensis, 598 nucleotides. Lineage: Eukaryota; Viridiplantae; Streptophyta; Magnoliopsida; Ericales; Theaceae. The record is from RefSeq and is a predicted model, not a curated record.
AAUUGUAAAAUAUAUACGGAUCCCCCUCUCUCUCUCUCUCUCUCUCCCUCUCAACUCAGUGAACUUGUAAUAAUGUUCCUCACUCGGCUUCUUCCUUCUGUUGCUGUAAUCGUUUUCUUGGCUACUUUCGCUUCCGGAGCCACUCCACUUCCCUCUUCUGAAGUGGAAGCUCUGAACGAAAUAGCGAAGAAGUUGGGAAAGAAGAAUUGGGAUUUCAGUGUAGAUCCAUGCAGUGGAGAAUCGGGUUGGGUCAACCAGAGUGAGCCUAACGGGUUUGAGAAUGCUGUCACCUGUGGUAACUGCACCUCCGAUAACACCACCUGCCAUGUUGUAAGCAUGUAAGCUCUCUCUCUCUCUCUCUCGGAUAAUUUAUAGAUUAUACUUGUAGUUGAUUUAAACAUGAGAAUAUAAAAUAUGGUUUCAAGAUUAAUUUUUCAUAUGAAAAUUAAAACCAAUCUCUAUUCGGUCUUAGGAUGCCUUUUUGCUCGUCUGUUUGUUUAUUUGUUGUUGUUGUUGUUGCUUAUCUUGAUCAAAAAGCAAAGUUCAAGUUGUCCUUGUAUGCACAAUAAAUGACAAAUCACAGCUUAUGAUCAUUUUU